AUGUCUACCACAGUAAACACUUGGGCUCUGCUGCACACACUCCGGUGGGUGCGCUGGCAGCGCACACCCUUCCCACCGCUGCCUUCCCAAACUCCGGCCGCCCGACAGCCCGCACUCCGGGGAGCCCCGCUGGGUCCCGAACGGGACGGGCACCGCACGGCCGGGGGUUAUCAGCCACCUGCCCGGGGGAGGCCGCGCACCGCUCGCUGCCCCAGCGGGACCGCCCGACAGCCGGCGGCACACCGAGCGCUGCUCCGGGCUGCGGGGCGAGCCUGCACAGGACGGCACCGCCUGCGGUGCCCGAGCCCCCCGACCCCGGCGCGCACGGCUGCUCGAGGGGCGCAGCAGCGCUCGGGAGCGGCAGCGGCCGCUCCUCCGAGUCCCGCUGGGAGCGGGGCAGCCCCGCCGCGGUACGCGGAGCCCUCCGGCGGCCGCCGCCGCUGCCACAGCCUCAGCCCCUCGCCCCGGCUGCGGCUCCUCAGCCGCUCCCCAGCGGGGACCGUCCGCACAACUUUCCCCCGGCGAGCCCCGCUGCGCUGCCGCCCCGGGCUGCGCCGCUCGCCUCUCCCCGCCGCUCACACCCGCGCACGCCGGGGAGGACAAGCGCCCAAAGCUCCUCAGACCCGCCCGAACCGGCGCUACUCCUCCUUCCUACCUGCCCGCUUGCCGGCGACCCCACACCCGCUCCGCGCCGAGCGCUCCCUGCGACGCCCAGGUGGCGUUAGGAGCGCGCUUCCCACGGGCGGCGCGCCCCCGGCGGCCGGAACAUCCCCCGCCGGGAGGAGGGCGCUCCGCACCCGCCCGCCACACCGCCGGCACCGCCGCACCUGUGCUCGGGCAGCGGCGCCGCCCCUUCAGUGCCGGCCCCCGGGUGGGCGGGGGCGCGCCGGGACCGCUCGCCCCUCGCCGCCGCCGCCCGCCCGGUGCCGCCGCCGCUCGGGGGACAGGCGGCCCCGCCGCCCGCUCAUUGGCCCCGCCGCCGUGAGCUCACGGCACCGCCCCGCCCGCGGACCCCGGCCCGCCGCCGCCCCGGGGCUGCGCGCUGCCGGACAGCGCCCGGCCGCACCGCCGGGUCCGAGCUGGGCCCGCCGGCCGCCCCGAACUGCUGUGGGCAGCGCGGCGGGGACGGCCAGAGGAGUCUGCCCACGGCCCCCGCCCCGGGAGGCAGCGAGUUAAAAGCAGGGGCUUGCCAAAGGCGUCCCUCGCCCGUGCCAACUACCUGCGAAGUAGCGAGGACUCACAGAAGACGAGGUUUUCUAUUGGAAUAAGAAGGAAAUCUGGCAUCAUAAGUUGCACAUCUCUCAACAUUUUAAUUUAUUUUUCCUCUCACUGAACAAUAUAAAAUGUGGGAUGCCCUGGAGGAUCAACACCAAGUCACCAUGAGCAUGCCAGCCCUCACAGAGAACAGUGCUGCAUGAAAGGUGGGGAUGUACAAGUAAGCACCAUGCAGCUGGAUGACUGGACAAAUGAUGGACAGCACACUCUUUUGUUGAGGACCACUGAAAUGUUGAGUCUGCAUCCUUGAACUACUUUGCAUUUUGUGCCUGUGUUCACGGCACUUCUGUUCCCAGAAUAUGUGCAUUCAUCCUCUGGAUACUCUGUGGUUGUGUAUUUGCAGAUAAGAUACAAAAAGUUCAUUAAGAAAUCAACUGAGUUAUCCUUGAAGCACCUUCUUGGGUGACAUCACUUCCUUGUCUAUGGUUUCAUUCAUCACAUGGAAUCAGGAAUCAUGUAGUUUCAUUCAGAAGAACAGAUGAUAAAGAUCAUCUUUUACUUUUUGCUCCUGUCUAUUUUGCUCUCCUGGAACAGCAGAUCCUCACAUCUAUAAUUGUUAGGAACUUCUAAUUUUAAGCCUUAAUUUAUUUCUGAGUACUUUAUUCCCAUUCAUCUUGCCUGAUGAUACUAACCUGACUUGAGCUAGCUCACCAUUCUCUUGUGUUUUAAUAUCUUUAUAAUGUUCCCUCCAUACUUUUGCUAUUCUAAACCUGUGCUUUCAUAAUCUUAUUUUGUAGAUGGAGUCCUUCUCUUUUCCACUUAUCCAAUCUGCAUUCUCUGGUUUGGUUUUUUUUUGGGUUUUUUGUGUGGGGUUUUUUUUGUUUAUUUUUGUUUUUGUUUUUUUUUUUUUUUAAUUUUCUUCAGUAUAGGUGAAAUUAUAUACCAGGUUUCGACGAGGUGCUAAAUACAUCCAGUUAGAAGGAGCUCAGAGUGGUGAGAGUGCCCUGGACUGUAAGCAAGUGUCUACUCUGCUGCUCCCACAGCUCAAUCACAUCGCUAGCUAAUAGUUACCUUCUGGCCAAAUAGUAUCGACAAAUAUUUCUUUUGCUUCUUUUGUUUCCAAAUGAUAACGCCCAGCUCACAACAGAACUUCCUGUAUUUAGCUUCUAUGUGUACUAUUCUGUUUUGCCUCACUGUAUGUCUCUGUUUGUGCCUUACUGUGACUAUGGGCCGUUUGUGACCUUUUUGGGUUUUUUUGGUCCAAUGACCAGAUACUCAUCUGUCGCCCCUGGCAGAACCUCUAAACUUUGUCUCACCAAGAUCCUCAGCUGGCAGAUGCCUCGCUUUGGCCAAGGCCAAGUAACUGCUGCUCCAAGAGGAAUUUCACCAGCAGUAUGCAUCUAGCCUGCAGAUUUGUCAACACAACACACCUCAUUGUCUCCUCUUUGUCCAGUGCCCUACUGUAUUGACAUUCUUUUACUAAUCCUCAUCCUCUUCAGCUUAACUAACAGUUUCCCCUGUGUCACUGUGCCAAAAGCCUUAGUGAGUGCCAAAUAGAUCAAGUCUGGAGAAUUACCCUUGUCAAGAAAAUUAUCUUGUCUAAAGAAAGGGAUCAAGUUAGGCACAGUCUACUAAAAUUGCCUUUUAUCCAAUUUUCAUCAUGUAAAUCAGUGCAAACCACACACCAUUCCAUAAACUCAGGUGAUCCUUGUAGUAUAAACAAAAUAAAAGUCGUGUUAAUGGCUGAUGAUCAGGGUCACACUAAAGCCAGCAACUAAGCAUAGCUGAAACAAUGAGACAAAAUUUGUGCCAUUUUCUGAAUAUGGUUUCAUUCACAUUUCAUAAUGGUUUCAGAAAAUGUCCAACAAACGUGAUGGUGGUCCAAAAUUUUCCAAAUUGAUAAUUUCAAACAUUGUUGAAUAUAACAUCUGACAGUUUAUUUGUCAGGAAAACAAAUACAGAAAAUCAUGUUCAAGCAGAAAAGCAUGUUCAGAUGGGGCCUCGUCUAUUUAAAGCUGGUCUAGUCAAGACAGCACUUCAAGUUCUAGGCCAAAUAACAUAUCCAUUUAAUUCUUGUAACACUUUGAUUUCACAUAAUGUAAAUACUUCCAAAACAAUUAAUUAAUAUUUUGAAGACAUUUGUAAGCUUUACAUCAUUACUUCCUAAUUGUGAAAUGCAUGCAGUAGCAAUAGCAGAUCUAACAAUGAGGUAAGUAGAAAUGAAGGGUUUUUUUUAACCUGAUACAAAAAAAAUACAUUUAUGGCUUACCUCCCCUGACACGUGGUAAUGCCCAGCAGAAGUAUAAAUUGAGUGUACGCUAAUUUUAACAGCAGUUAUUUCCUUUAAAGCAGCUUUUCCAUAGCUGAUUUUCAGUAUUAUGAAUCCUCAUCCUCUUUACCUUUCUUGUUUUAAGCUUCCCCCUCUUUCUGUGCUGGGAAGAGACUCUUAGGGAUGCCCCACUUCAGUCUGGGCAGAACAUCUUCUGCAGGAUGGGUGAGAGGAAACUGCAGGAGGACAGACUCCAGUGGCUUGAUGGGGGAUUGGGCUGUCGAGCUGAAAGGAUGGGAGUCUGUGGCACCCUCAGUGUCCCUUGCACACACAGAUUAAUUUCUGUCCUUAACCAGGCUGUGCUGCCAAAAUACAAUCAGCAUAGGGAUUAGCUCUGCAUGAGCCCAACAGCUUCAUGAUAGGAUCCAGCAUUUCUUUCCUUCUUUAUAUGUGGGUUCUGUGGGUUUUUUCUCCUAUACUUUUUAUUUUCUGCCAAUGGGACCAUUUUCUCAUAAUGAGACCCAUAUCCCUGCAUAUGCCAUAGCUCCAGUCCAUAAUUGUUCAGGGUCAAAAAAAAGAGUAGAAUAAAUAAACGAGUGUGAAGAGAAGGACUGUAUAGUUAUACUUGAGAAAAGGUGAUCUGACUGUUUUCAAAAGCAGCUAGAAACAUUUGCAGUUAAGGUGAGGGAAGUUUGCAGUCAAAGUAGUUAGAAAUUGGCAAGUAACUUUGUUACAAACACUUUCCAAGGGGUCAGAUUUCUCUCAGGUAAUGGGAUCCAGAAUGUUUUCAGUAGUUAAAAUUUUUAUAAGUUAGGUGGGGAAAUAAAAAUAAUUUGCUAUUUAACUUGAAUACAAAACUAAAUUUGUGAAAUACUAGCAAUUUGAUCUUCUAGGCAGAUAUUCAGAGUUACUAAAAGCACUAAUAAAGUAUAUAUCAACCCCUAGACUGCACAAAAUACUGAAGCACACAAAAUAAAGAAAACAAGUUUAAUGAGGUAGGAAGGCUCUCAGUGUCAAUGCAGAAAUGAAAAAAAUAGAUCAGCAUUGGAGUCUCUAAUCAUCUGUUGCAAAGCGAGUAUGCACAGGCUGCUUAGAAAAUAAAUGAUACACUCAAAGCCUGUAGAGGAAUGCUAUUCCCAAGAAAAACACUUCUUUUUCACAUGUAAUCCCACCACAGCACUUCUCUGCUACACGAGCUGUAAAAGGUACAGAUCUGAUAUGUCAUUAUGCAGUUGCAGCACGCUUAAACAUUUCUGGUUACUGCAGACUGAGAGCUAUUUAAUACCACAGAAGAAAAAAAUAUAGAGUUGAAAAAAUAGAAUGUCACUGUAGUAAAAGACAGAUCAGUAACUCUGUUAUGACUCAGUAGCUCACAAUAAAUUAUUUAAACAACUUGAGCUCAAGAAUGACCUUUCAGCCAUCUCAAGGCAGAAAAAAUAUUUUCCUUUCUUAACCUCCACAAUUCAAAUCCCGCUUCUUCCAUCAAAAUCAGAGGACCAAGAUGUGGGAACUCGGUCAUUAAUCUCAGACUGUGAAGCCCUGAAACACCAUCAAUCAGGUGUAGAUGGUGACGUGGUAAUGGAACGACUGGGAGAGGGUCUGCUGGGCAGAAACCAGAGGCACAUCAUAUUGCUUAUCAUAAAUUUCUAAGCAUUUAUGACAGAAUAUUUAAAAAUGAUAAAUCCUUCAGUUUUGUAAGACUCAGUCCUUGAAGCACAUACUUUAAUUGGUUCUAAGUUAUAAAAAUAAACUUUAGGUACAUAUUAUUCCAGUGCAUUUUACGGACAUCCAAUGCACAUCGGAAAUUUGUAGGUCAAGCACCAUUAGCUCAGAGUGUCUAGACAGCUGCAUCCUUUUCUACUUUCUUUAAUCCUUUAAUAUUCCUCAUCAUUCUCCCAUACUGAACCCUCCCUCAGAACCUGCCUUAACUCCUCUCCUCACCAGGAAUUAUAACUACCCCUGUCUGGCCCUGGCGUCGUGCCUUUUGCCCCUUGUUACUGCCGUGUUCCAGUUCACUCCAAAUACAGUGUACC
Molecule: messenger RNA, 5517 nt
Organism: Prinia subflava (tawny-flanked prinia)
Lineage: Eukaryota; Metazoa; Chordata; Aves; Passeriformes; Cisticolidae
Product: basic proline-rich protein-like
Exons: 3
Coding region: 1-1176 (391 amino acids)
Source: RefSeq, a predicted model, not a curated record